Messenger RNA from Trematomus bernacchii (emerald rockcod), 3118 nucleotides. It is a transcript of the gene gmppb, whose product is annotated as GDP-mannose pyrophosphorylase B. The record is from RefSeq and is a predicted model, not a curated record. Gene Ontology annotation, molecular function: mannose-1-phosphate guanylyltransferase (GTP) activity; GTP binding. Gene Ontology annotation, biological process: GDP-mannose biosynthetic process; cell wall mannoprotein biosynthetic process. Gene Ontology annotation, cellular component: cytoplasm. Lineage: Eukaryota; Metazoa; Chordata; Actinopteri; Perciformes; Nototheniidae. Bases 154 to 1236 code for a protein of 360 amino acids. The transcript has 10 exons.
GGAAACUAAACAAGGAAUUCGGAUUUGAAUGAUCUUACGUGUCAUUCCCAGAGUCUCAAACCUCCUGGACACUUUUGGUGAACGAAAUCCCAGCUGGUUGCUGUGCGUUGAUGAGCUGUGGUCACCUUGGUAGCUGUUGCUAACGGCAGAAGCAUGAAGGCUUUGAUCCUGGUCGGAGGUUACGGGACGCGACUGAGACCGCUCACCCUCAGCGUCCCAAAACCUCUGGUGGACUUCUGCAACAAACCCAUCCUGCUGCACCAGCUGGAGGCAUUGGUGAAGGCGGGGGUGGACCAUGUGAUUCUGGCGGUGAGCUACAUGUCGGAGCUGCUGGAGAGAGAGAUGAGAGUCCAGGAGGAGAGACUUGGGGUUCGUAUCUCUCUGUCUCAUGAGAAGGAGCCUCUGGGCACAGCCGGCCCCCUGGCGUUGGCUCGAGAGCUUCUGAACAUCGACAACGAGCCGUUCUUCGUCCUGAACUCAGACGUCAUCUGUGACUUUCCGUUCAAAGACCUGCUGCAGUUCCACAGCAACCACGGCAAGGAGGGGACCAUCGUGGUGACGCGGGUGGAGGAGCCCUCUAAGUACGGCGUGGUGGUGUUUGAGGCGGACAGCGGCAGGAUCCACCGCUUUGUGGAGAAACCACAGGUCUUCGUCUCGAACAAGAUCAACGCUGGCAUCUACAUCUUCAAUCCCAGCAUGCUCAGCAGGAUCCAGCUAAGACCAACAUCUAUAGAGAAAGAGAUAUUUCCUGUCAUGGCAGAGGAGGGCCAGCUGUACACGAUGGAGCUACAAGGUUUCUGGAUGGACAUCGGUCAACCUAAAGACUUUCUCACAGGGAUGUGUAUGUACCUUCAGUCGCUACGGCAACACGCUCCUGAGAGGCUACGCACGGGACCCGGUUUCCUUGGCAACGUUCUCGUGGACCCCACAGCGCAGAUCGGGGAGAACUGCACCAUCGGGCCGAACGUCACCAUCGGUGCGGGGGUGGUGGUGGAGGACGGCGUGAGGAUAAAGCGCUGCACGGUGAUGAAGGGGGCGCGGGUCCGAUCUCACUCCUGGCUGGAGAGCUGCAUCGUUGGGUGGAGCUCCUCUGUGGGCCAGUGGGUUCGUAUGGAGAACGUGACGGUGCUGGGGGAGGAUGUGAUCGUGAACGACGAGCUUUACCUGAACGGUGCCAACGUGCUGCCUCACAAAUCCAUCAACGAGUCGGUCCCAGAGCCGCGGAUCAUCAUGUAGCGGCAGGAGGAAGGGAAGACCAGCGCCUCUCUUCUUAUACGAACUCCACUGACAGCCAAACUGUGCCAGAGAGAGAAGGACGGACAGAGGGGUGGAGGAAAGGAGAAGAAAGAGGAGGCAAAAGAGAACAACAAGGUGUCUGUUAUAAUUUGGACUAUUUAGCCCUGCUUGGCUGCACCGUCCAUCAAUAAGAAACAAUGGCGUACGCAUGAUCUUGGACGAUAAUGUCCUGAUUGUUGCCGAGGUUAAAGGUCUUGCGUGAGCACUGCUAUAGAGAGCGGGAAAUUCACACCAAACGCAGAGCGACAUUUUAGUUGUCUGUUUAUUACAAUGGUACGAACCCAAAAUAAAAUAUAUUUACUUAUGGUUAAACUGCAAUAAAAAGAUCAAAAGGUUACUGAAGUCAUUCGAUCAUCACGCCGAACAAAUCCACUCAUAAUCUUGUCCGCAUUAUAUGUGUAAGCAAUGGAACCACAGGAAACAUUAGCUCUGCGUUUGAUGUGAACGCUCCGUUAGAGUUAUGGGGCUGAUAUUCUUCUGGUUGUCUGUUAGAAGGUGAAGGGACUACUGUGAAGUGUAUUCGGGGGGGGGGGGGGGGGAUCGGUUAGUGAGCGAUAUGAACAUUGCUGUUUUAGAUUCACUAUGCGUUAACAUGUCCUGGGUGAACAGUGAACAGGCACUGAAGGAUCACACUAAAUGUGUCUCUAGGAAUCCUAACUGACAUUGAGAUGCAGUAUAAGUUAUAGUUGAUCAAUUAUUAUAGUUUUUUUAAACUGGGUUACAUGAGGUACCGAUCCAUAGUCGGUGUAACACCUACAGUACAUGGCGGUAGCAGUUUGGAAAAACAAACAGAAACAACACAACAGAGGAAAAAACAAGAGGCCUUCUUAAAUAAAAUCUAUAUCCGUUUAAGUGAAUGCUUUAGAAUAAUAUUUUCAACGCUUACAUUUUCUGUCAGGGAACUGAAGCUGCAACCAGUCUCCAAUCUUUACCUUGCAGAACAUGGGAGCUGCUGGUCUACUGCUGCUUCAAUAGUUGAGUUUGUUUGUGUUGUUUUCAAAUCAACCCUAUCAAAUACCUACAGUACGUUACAUAAUAAGACAAAUAAAUGAGCCCGCUCUUUACUUCUUGUCAGCUAGGGUUGUAACGGCAUAAGAUUUUGAAAGUAUAAUAUAUUACAGUAUCUUAUUCAAAUUAGUUUUCUUAUUAUUUACAGUGACCCUUUAAAGAAUAGGACCCGAAUGAAUACUAUAAACCUGAUACAAAAAAAACAUACCUCUGUUAUGAUAGAUGAAUUGUAAAGCCCUUUUUGCUGCAUUCUGUUCAUAUACAGAAGCUGUAUGACUAAAAUGAAUUAGUUCCUAAUUUAACUAAAGCAUGUAAGUGUACAUGCAAGCACUAUUUUAGCUAUCAGCUUAAAGUUUAAUAAUGUCCUAAUGUGAACAUAUUUUGUAUGUGUGUAGCUUUGAACUCACACACCUAAACGUCAUUUCUUUUCAACACUGUAUAUAAACAAAUGUACACAAUUUGAUAAGUUGGUCAACUUUAAUACCAAGAUACCUUUAUACCCUUACAACCCUAGUGUCCUCCUUGUUGUAAAAACUAGAUUUUAACAUUCAACAAGGACAAAUCCAUGUAUCCCUAAUAUUAAAAUGAGGCGGCCAUGUUUGUGUCUUAAAGUCUCUCAUUUGACCCUGAACACUGUCCCGCCUCAGAUCUGAUCCCUGAGCAGAUUGCGGUUCUUUCAAGUUGUCUUUCUGUUUUUCUGUAGUGAUGAACAGUUUAGGACACUGAACAUGUAAAGACGUUGAGUCUGAAUGAAUGAAGUAAACUCUUGUAAUGAAGUCUUUUUUAAAGGAAAUAAUAUAAUCUGCUGAUCACA